Onychostoma macrolepis is the source of this 1612-nucleotide messenger RNA. RefSeq names its product lipase, gastric (gene lipf). The transcript is spliced from 10 exons. Gene Ontology annotation, molecular function: hydrolase activity, acting on ester bonds. The record is from RefSeq and is a predicted model, not a curated record. Lineage: Eukaryota; Metazoa; Chordata; Actinopteri; Cypriniformes; Cyprinidae. The coding region runs from base 277 to 1497 and encodes 406 amino acids.
AUUUUUCAGUCUCGUCUAAAAAACAAAAAAUUAAAGUGACCAAAUGACGACGUCAGUUUGACAAACAUUAGAAGAAUAAUGGAGUACUUAAAUCAGGAAGAAAGCAGCUAUUAUAUAAACGAAUCACACUUCUUCAGGAGGGGCACUGAUUGAUUAAAGGCAGUGAUCAGGUCAUGAUGUCAUUGUCAGCUGAUGUUAAAGCAUUUUCAUCGCUAUAAUAAUCAGUGUGUGGUCAACCGAGGCUCCACACUUUGAUUUCAGUAACGUUACGCUGCUAUGGAGGUCUCAACCGAAGUUGGAAAGAUGUCACUGCUGGUGUUGUCUCUGGUACUGCUUACAUUUGGGUUCAUUCAGUGCAGGCCGCCUGUUGAGGACAAGACAGGACUGGACCCUGAAGUGAAUAUGAACAUCAGUGAGAUCAUCAGACACUGGGGCUACCCAGCCGAAGAAUUUGAAGUGGUCACUGAGGAUGAGUACAUCCUGAGCGUCAACCGAAUCCCACAUGGGGUCAAAAACAAGGAUGGACAAGAAGCCAAGCCUGUAGUGUUCCUCCAACAUGGUCUUCUUGCUGCUGGAAGUAAUUGGGUGACAAACCUGCCCAACACCAGCCUGGGUUUCCUGCUAGCCGAUGCUGGAUUCGAUGUGUGGAUAGGCAACAGCCGUGGGAACACCUGGUCCAGAAAACAUGUCAGCCUUGACCCCAAACAGAAAAAAUACUGGCAGUUCAGUCAUGAUGAACUGGCUAAGAAGGAUCUUCCUGCAGUGGUAAACUUCAUUACAAAGACCACUGGCCAGGAGCAAAUCUUUUAUGUGGGCCAUUCCCAGGGAACCACUAUAGCGUUCAUCGCUUUCUCCACAAUGCCGGAGCUGGCCAGCAAAAUCAAGAUGUUCUUUGCUCUGGCUCCUGUCGCCACAGUGGGGUUGACCAAAAGCCCCAUGUCCAAAUUGUCUGUUAUUCCAGAGUUUCUCAUUUGGGAUCUCUUCGGACAAAAGGACUUCUUUCCUCAGAAUGAGUUGAUUAAGUUUUUUGCCACUGAGUUCUGCAGCAGAAAGCCUUUGAGUGUGCUGUGCGGGAACGUCUUCUUUCUUCUCUGUGGUUUUGAUGAGAAGAACCUGAACAUGAGCAGAACACCUGUGUACACAACACACUGCCCAGCAGGAACCUCGGUCCAGAACAUGGUUCAUUGGGCUCAGGCUGUGAAAUCCAGUAAGCUUAUGGCAUAUGAUUAUGGAAAAGCUGGAAAUAUGGCACAUUAUAAUCAGUCGACCCCUCCCCUGUACAACGUGCGGGACAUGACAGUACCCACAGCGUUGUGGUCUGGUGGGCAGGACACUCUGGCAGAUCCUCAGGACGUGGCUCUACUGCUAACACAGAUACCCAAAUUGGUGUACCACCGUGACAUUAAACACUGGGAGCACCUGGAUUUCAUCUGGGGUUUGGAUGCCCCACAAGAGAUGUACAACAAAAUGAUCGAAAUGAUGAGGGAGAAUGUGUGAAGAGACAUUUUGGUUUGAUUUUAAAACAUAAAAUCAAAACAUUCCUUGAGCUAAUACUUUUGUACCUCUUUGUUUGUUCUUUCUGUAAGCAGAUGAAUCCAUUUGUUUGAGGUGC